Molecule: messenger RNA, 496 nt
Organism: Medioppia subpectinata
Lineage: Eukaryota; Metazoa; Arthropoda; Arachnida; Sarcoptiformes; Oppiidae
Source: the annotation of a GenBank genome assembly
GAAAAUAUAAAAUUAAUUAUUAAAAAAUCAACAAUGUUGAGAAUUACCCUGAUUGUAUUAUUGGCUGUUCACUGCUCUUACAGCGUACCCGUGAAGAGCUCAGUUACCCAAUUCUUAGGCUCGAUCGCAAACGACCCUGUUACUGAUCUCCAAAAUGACCCAUGCGCCAAAAAAUCCGACGCCGAUGCCUCCCAAUGUCUCUACCAAAAACUGCCCGACAUCGACCCUGAUAACACUCAUCCAGAGUACCGGUGCUGUAUCUCAUGGGUUGCCAACGACUGUCUGGCCUCAUCUGGCAAGGUCGAUUGCACAGCUGCUGAGUUUACCACGCUGAGAAAGAUUCUGGAUGAGAUUAUUGCCCUUGGUGAUGCCGGUGCCUGCAAAGUGUUCCCGUAUCACACCGGUAUUAAUACUUGUGCCAAAUAAAUGAAAUGUUUAAUUAAUUUAAAAAUAAAACUUUUACUUUAUAAUUAAAACUAUUUUCAAUUAUAAACCC